Messenger RNA from Mycotypha africana, 1521 nucleotides. Its product is annotated as dihydrolipoyl dehydrogenase. Bases 1 to 1521 code for a protein of 506 amino acids. Gene Ontology annotation, cellular component: mitochondrion; oxoglutarate dehydrogenase complex. Gene Ontology annotation, molecular function: dihydrolipoyl dehydrogenase (NADH) activity; flavin adenine dinucleotide binding. Lineage: Eukaryota; Fungi; Mucoromycota; Mucoromycetes; Mucorales; Mycotyphaceae. The transcript has 6 exons. The record is from RefSeq and is a predicted model, not a curated record.
AUGUUCAAAUUAGUUGCUACCAAAUCUCCAUUAGCCAAUCUUGCUUUACGUAACGCUGCUGUCAAAUCAGUUCGUGCACCAGCAGCCACUCAGUUUUAUCGUUUCUAUAGUACCCCUGCUGAGUACGAUGUUAUUGUCAUUGGUGGUGGUCCUGGUGGUUACCCCACUGCCAUUAAGGCUGCUCAAGAAGGACUCAAGGUUGCCUGUAUAGAAAAGCGUGGUGCCCUCGGUGGUACCUGUCUUAACGUAGGAUGUAUUCCCUCCAAAGCCAUGUUGAACAACUCUCACAUCUACCACCAAACAAAACACGGUCUUAAGAGCCGCGGUAUUGAAGUUUCUGACGUUCAACUUAAUUUACCUCAAAUGCACAAGGCGCGUGUGAAGGCUAUUACCGGCUUGACAAAGGGUGUUGAAUUCCUCUUCAAGAAAUAUGGUGUUGAUUACAUUAAGGGUACUGGCUCUUUCAAGACUGCUACUGAAAUUGCUGUCGCUGGCCUUGAUGGAAGCAACAGUACCUUGAAGGGUAAGAAUAUUGUCAUUGCCACAGGUUCUGAAGUCACUCCUAUUCCUGGUAUUGAAAUUGAUGAAAAGAAGAUUGUCUCCUCUACCGGUGCUCUUGAGUUGUCUGAAGUGCCCAAGAAGAUGGUCGUUAUUGGUGCUGGUGUCAUUGGUCUUGAAUUGGGUUCCGUCUGGUCUCGCUUGGGCGCUGAAGUCACUGUCGUUGAAUACUUAGACGCUAUUGGUGCUGGUAUGGACCCUGAAUUGGCUAAAAACUUCCACAAGUUAUUGUCCAGACAAGGUCUCAAGUUCAAGUUGAGCACCAAGGUCAACGGUGCUAAGGUUGAAGGUGACGUUGUCAAGGUGGAUGUCGAAGCUUCCAAGGGCGGUAAAGCUGAAACUCUCGAAGCCGAUACCGUUUUGGUGGCUAUCGGUCGUCGUCCUUAUACCAAGGGCCUUGGUUUAGAAAACGUAGGUGUUGAAGUGGAUAACCGUGGUCGUGUUGUCGUCGACUCUGAAUUCAAGACCAACGUAUCCAACAUUCGCUGUAUCGGAGAUGCCACAUUUGGUCCUAUGUUGGCUCACAAAGCUGAAGAUGAAGGUUUCGCUGUCUCGGAAAUGAUUGCUACUGGUCACGGUCAUGUGAAUUAUGAUGCCAUCCCCUCCGUCAUUUAUACACAUCCUGAAGUUGCUUGGGUAGGAAAGAACGAAGCUCAACUUAAAGAAGAAGGCGUCAAGUAUAAGACUGGUUCUUAUCCUUUCGUUGCCAACUCCCGUGCUCGUACAAAUGAUGAUACCGAUGGUUUAGUCAAGGUUAUCACAGAUGCUGAAACAGACCGUAUUUUAGGUGUGCAUAUCAUUGGUCCUAAUGCCGGUGAAAUGAUUGCUGAAGGUGUCCUUGCCAUGGAAUAUGGUGCUUCUGCAGAAGAUGUCGGUCGUACAUGCCAUGCUCAUCCUACUCUCUCCGAAGCUUUCCGCGAAGCAUGUUUGAUUGCUUCCUUCGGUAAAGCCAUCAACUUUUAG